CGUCAGGCAUCUUGUGAGACUCCUACACAUGAAGCCGGUUUAAGACCCUCAGGAUGUCCAUGCUCGCCGAAACCCGUAGAAAGCAAAAGUGGUCGGUGGACCCGCGGAACAGUUCUUGGAGCAAUGACGAUUCUAAGUUUGGGCAAAAGCUGAUGGAACGUAUGGGCUGGGCCAAGGGCAAGGGCCUGGGCAAACAUGAGCAAGGUGACGCCGAGCAUGUCAAAGUCAAAGUGAAAAACAACACCCAUGGCCUCGGCGCUGGCAUCAGCCAGGAGGACAACUGGAUCGCACACCAGGAUGAUUUUAACGACCUCCUUGCUCAGCUCAACAACUGCCAUGGCCAAAACAACUCUGAAACUCAGCCAGAGGAGCAGAAAGGCUUCAGCCUGGAAGAGAAAUCCAAGACAUCCAAAAAGCGAGUCCAUUACAUGAAAUUUGCUAAAGGUAAAGACCUCUCCUCCCGAAGUGCAACGGACCUCAAUUGUAUCUUUGGAAAGAGAGCAAAGGUUAACAAACGUCACGAGCAGGAGAGCGGCAACGAUUCGGACUCCACCACCGGGCAGUUGACCAGCACCCUCAGCACGCACGAGUACUUUGCGCAGAGGAUGGCCCAGCUGAAAAGGGCUCGCGGUCAGAGCCAUGCCGCCGCCGAGGGGUCGGAAGACCCCAAAAAGAAGAAAAAGAAGGCUAGAGAAGAGACGGAAACAGCUAACAGCGGUGUGAUGGAAGCUUCGGAGUCCUCAAAAAAGAAGAGAAGACAACUUGAGGACGCUGCGAAUGAAAACCCAGCUGAGGAGGCCUGUGAGGAGCAGAAAGCUUCCAAGAAGAAGAAGAAGAAGUCAAAGAAACAGAAAAAGGACACGCCGAGUGAAACGACGGCGGUUGAACACGAGACAUCUGGCGAGGGUCGAGAGGAGACGGUCCAAAAGAAAUCCAAAAAGCACAAAAAGAAGAAGCCGCAAGAUAUGAAAGUUGCGGUUGACGCAGGUGCUUGUUGACAGACCCCACCCGCCCACCCACACGUUGGUCACGAGCGCAGGCAUCGUGAUGGACCAACUUGACGGUAACGAGGAAUUUUUUUUUUUUUAAUUCUGAGCACGACACACGAUUAACGUGUUUGUCCGUGGCCGCCAUCACGGCCGAGAUGACUCAGACCAGGAAAGAGCAAAGGUGACAUUCGUAGUUUGUUAAGGAAAAGCCUUCGAAGUUUGUCAUUCCUUUCUGAUUUAUCUGGAGAUGCAAAACACCAUGAAUGGACUGAACACGCUCGACACAGUCAACGGGGCGAACGACAGGCAACGGAAUAUUGUGUAUUUUCCCACUUGUUUCUCAAAAUAAAAUCUAGGGCUCAUUUUUGAGGACACCUUCGACAAAUAAAAGAUCCAACUCAACUUUAGGAGAUAAGAGGCCGUGGCUUGUUGUCUCCUCUGCAACAAAGGUUUCCACGUUACGACAAAACCAAUGCAAGCCUUUUUGUGUGUUAUCAAGAAAAUGGCCAUUUUCUCACCAAUUUUUCAUGAUGAACUCAAAAUGUAGGAAAUUUGAGAGCACAAGAGAGCAAAAACGAUUCUCUCUCGUAUUUAGGUAAGUAUGAUCUCAACUUUUGAGCUCAAUCUGAUGACAAAACCAAAAUAAAGUACUUUCAUUGGAAUUUCUCUGACAAAACAAA
Molecule: messenger RNA, 1669 nt
Organism: Syngnathus typhle (broad-nosed pipefish)
Lineage: Eukaryota; Metazoa; Chordata; Actinopteri; Syngnathiformes; Syngnathidae
Gene: pinx1
Product: PIN2 (TERF1) interacting telomerase inhibitor 1
Exons: 8
Coding region: 54-998 (314 amino acids)
Biological process (GO): regulation of ribosome biogenesis
Cellular component (GO): nucleolus
Molecular function (GO): telomerase inhibitor activity; nucleic acid binding
Source: RefSeq, a predicted model, not a curated record